Molecule: messenger RNA, 1929 nt
Organism: Vitrella brassicaformis
Lineage: Eukaryota; Vitrellaceae
Source: the annotation of a GenBank genome assembly
UGCACUAAUCGCCAACACCAGCACCAACACAAAAACUUACUCUCCACUACCCUCCUCUGUCGGAGCAAUCCCAAGCCACUUCUGUAUCCUCUCUAAUAGGCUCAUGAAGAAGGGCGGCGACGGAUUCGACAGCACAUCUGACAUCGGGGGCUUGGGAAUGGCCUCAGUAUGCAGGGUCGCCUCGGGGAACGCCCUCCUGAACCGCCUCAAAUCUGUCAUCAGAGCCUCUUUCUUCCUUCUGCGUCUCUCGUCAGGCCCUUCAGCUGUUCCCGCAUAUUCAGCCAUGGCCUUGACCUUCCUCUCCUCCCCCUCUCCAUAGAGAUUCCUCCUCGUCCUCAGCGAGACCUCCCUCACAGUCGACAUAUCUUCGGUGCGGACUUCGAACAUAUCCUCAUCUCGCUUCUGCCACUGCUGGGCGAUGUGGUGGUCGUGUCUCCGCCUGAAGGCCGCCUGGCGAGUGUCCUCGGCUAUGUCGGGCAGCCGUGUGGGCACGUAGAUGUUUCUGGGCAUGUGGUACUCGUAUUCCUGCAGGUAGAGGGCGGCUGCAUGCACUGCCAAGCGAGUCAGCUCCUGACACAGGCAUAAACACAGCAGCAGGACAAGUAGGAGCUUCCGUGUAGCCCGUCUCUUCCAGGUCGUUACCUUGGUGGGGUCUUCUUCAGGCUGUGCCUCCUCUCUCUGUGGCAGCAGGCUCAUGUCGGUGUCUCGCUCAUCCGGGAACCGCAGCACACUGUUUGCCCAUGCAUACGGGAUGCGGUGCCGCACGUCAGCGUCGAUCAGCUGCUCUACUGGCGUCUCUCCUCCCUCCUCACCCCCUUCAUACGGUGCCGUAUCCCCCUCGCCAUCCCCUUCUUGUUUGAAUCCCAUGGGAUCGUCGUGGUACAAAUCACGUACAUUGAGCAUCACCUCGUCCAGGAUGUCCCGCAGGGGAGACAGCACAUCGUAGGAUGGUGAGAGGCCCGCCGACUGCAGGUAUUCGACGUAAGCUUCCACACUGUCCAUCGACCAUAUCCGCGGGUCCAGGGUCAGCCGCAAAAGACACGCAAACGCCUGUAGUUGAUGAGUGAAUCGCACAUAUACAGCAGAGAGGGAGACAUAAGGGAUUGUGGUACCGACUCACCUUUUUCAGCUCCAUUUUCGGCCCUGCGUUGUCAAGGGCAUGCUGAAGGUUGUUCAGGGGACCUGAGCGCAUACAAAGAGGGAUGCAGCACAUGAGUCGAAUCGAGUAUGCCGCAAGCGCACCUUGAGAGACGCCAAGUUUCUCGAGCACCACAAGGGCCUUCCUGCUCAUCGGCCGUGUCCUGAGGUUCCACUUCAGCCUGGAGCCCCUCCUCCUCCAUCAAUGCCGCCGCCUGCUCGUCAAUGCGAGUGGGCCAUUCUGCACCCUCUCCCUCCUGGCCUUCGCUGUAGAAAGGCAAAUGGCCAGAUAAAUGAGACACUGAGAUACAAGCCAAAAGGUGUCCUACGUCUGUAUCAAUGCCCUCGGGCAUAAGCAUUGGGGCGUCGGGGGCCAGGUCGACCUUGCGAAUGGCCCUCCCGACAUAGUGGAGAUAUGGCAGCCGCUCCAGCAGGCGGACAACGAUUCGUUGAGCGCGCAAGAGAAAGCUGCAAAAGAAGAGGAAGCCCAGGGGAGUGCGCUAUGAAGUGUGUUCGACGCCGCUUACCCCAUUUCAAGAGCUAGUGCGAGCACAUGGGCUCCAAAUACGGUCCAGAGGAUGACGGCCACGGUGUAGCUGAUGCCCUCCUGAGUGUGAGUCUGCCACGAUAAGCUGAAGAAGAAACCGCCAAACUCGGCCGAUAUCAGACCAAACACUCGGCACCUGCUCGCAUGGAUCAAGAGACACAAACACGAAGAAAUGGGUCGAUACUAAGACUGCCCGCAUGAUGCACGUACCCUUCCAGAAGAGCCAGCAGAUGACGGUGCAUUGG